This is a messenger RNA of Impatiens glandulifera, 1117 nucleotides long. RefSeq lists its product as uncharacterized. Bases 227 to 919 code for a protein of 230 amino acids. The record is from RefSeq and is a predicted model, not a curated record. NCBI's taxonomy places the organism in Eukaryota, Viridiplantae, Streptophyta, Magnoliopsida, Ericales, Balsaminaceae. The transcript has 3 exons.
AAUUUCCAAACGACAGAUAGGGUCACUGUAUUACCCAAUUACCUCUCAGUUUUAGUAUAGUGAAUGAACACUGUAGAACAAUUAAAAACAUUGUAUUCUACAUCUAUUUCAGUUGGCGGAGAACUUAGCAGCCUCCAUCCAUCAAACAUCAAAUUCCGAUUGAAAACGACUCUUUACAGAUUGAAAUUGGUGAUAAAACUGACAAUAAUACAUUAGAAUACAAACUAUGGUGGCAACCACACGAAGCAAGAGGAAUAAGCUCCAGCAUUUGACGAGUGGUGUAGGGUGGAACGAGGAAAGAAACACGUCAGAUGCUUCAAAUAAGUGGUUGAAGAAAAGUUGUAAGUUAUUGAGUAAGUUGCAAAAGGUUUCGCACGAAGGCCUCACAAACGAACAUGAAGAGUUGCAUAAGAAGUUAAAUAGUGUCAACAUUGCCAAUGACCAGAAUGUUGGUACAAAAGGAGAAGAUAUUGAUAUGGAAUUAGGCGAAGAGUUUGAUGCUUCUAUUAAGUCUUGUCUUGAGAAAGACAUGUCAUUUGGGACGGAUAUCCAAAGUAGUAGAAAUAAACGACCAUUACCUUAUUCAAAUGAGCGAAAUACACGUAAGUGCCUAGAUGUGAAACUAUCAACUGGGACUAUGACGUAUGAAUUUAUUCGUGUGAUCAAGGUUGCACAUGUAUCGUCGACACCAAAUGUACAACAAGUAUUGGAAAUGGUAACCGCUAAGCUAGGUUUGCAAAGUGAUAACCCUUUCUAUGAUGCGGUUGCCUUAGCCAUGCGCGAUGAACAAAGACGAAUGAUGUUCAAUGUGUAUGAGAGUGACCCUCUAAAAUUGCACACAUGGCUUUCCGAGAUGGUUUCUCGGGACCAAAUGAGAAUCGCUGUAGGGAAUUUGGGUACCGUUAAUGGCUUACAGUAAUAUCACCGGACCCUCUUGUAGUUCUAUCUUUAGGGGGCAGCCCUUUGUUGUUGUAGGUUUAUUGAUUUUUUUGGAAGAUUAGUCACUCCUUAUUUUAAGUGGCAUUUUUUUUAAACUAUUUGUUUGAUUACUAUCAUGUCUAUGUUUGUAUGUGACUAAAUUUUAGUGGACUUAAUUGAUGAAGUUGUUUGUUUGACA